This is a messenger RNA of Maudiozyma saulgeensis, 1194 nucleotides long. NCBI's taxonomy places the organism in Eukaryota, Fungi, Ascomycota, Saccharomycetes, Saccharomycetales, Saccharomycetaceae. The record is from the annotation of a GenBank genome assembly.
AUGUCUACUGAAACAACCAAAACUGUUACUCCUAUAGCGGAUCUAAAUAAACUACCUAUUACUGAAGGUGCUUCUCCGAUGACUCCUGAUCAAGCAAAGGGCUCCUUUUGGUCCUCUAACCCUAUUUCUAGUUUUAUUAUCGACGGUUACAAACAAUUACAUUCUCAUAGAGAAUCUUUAUCUCUUGUUAAUCCAGGUACCGUUGAAAACUUAAACAAAGAAGUCUCAAGAGAUGUAUUUUUAUCUCAAUAUUUCUUCACUGGUUUAAGAGCCGAUUUAAACAAAGCUUUCUCCUUAAACCCAGCUUUCCAAACUUCCCAUACUUUUUCUAUUGGUUCAACUUCUUUACCCAACUAUGCUUUCAGUGCUUUAUUUGCUGAUGAUAAUUUGUUUGUUCAAGGUAAUUUGGACAAUGAUUUAUCAUUAUCGGGUAGAUUAAACUAUGGUUGGGAUAAAAAUAAUAUUUCCAAAGUUAAUCUACAAAUUGCUAAUGGUCAACCUUCUAUGUGUCAAUUGGAACAAGAUUACCAAGCUUCAGAUUUCUCAUUGAAUUUUAAGACUUUGAACCCAUCUUUCUCUUUCACUAAAGAUAACUCAUUAAUCCCAGAUUUUGCUGGUGUUGCCGUUGGUUCUAUCUUGCAAAGUAUUACUCCACAAUUAUCCCUAGGUCUGGAAUUAUUAUACUCCAAGAGUCAAGCUACUAGUCCAGCUGAUGCAGGUGUCUCUUAUUUAACUAGAUACGUAUCCAAGAAGCAAGAUUGGAUAUUCUCUGGUCAAUUGCAAGCUAACGGUGCUCUAGUAUCUUCUUUCUGGAGAAAAAUCACACCAAAUGUCGAAGCUGGUAUUGAAACUUCUCUACAAGCUGGUAUGAUCCCAAUUACGGACCCUGUACUUGGUACUCCAAUUGGUAUUCAACCAACUAUCGAAGGUUCUACUACUGUUGGUGCUAAGUAUGAAUAUAGACAAUCCGUAUACCGUGGUACUGUCGAUUCAACCGGUAAAGUUGCAUGUUUCUUAGAAAGAAAGGUUUUACCAACUUUGUCUAUAUUAUUCUGUGGUGAAAUCGAUCAUGCAAAGAAUGAAAGUAAAUUAGGUUGUGGUCUACAAUUUGAAACUGCUGGUAACCAAGAACUUCUAAUGAUGCAACAAGGUCUUGAUGCUGAAGGUAACCCACUACAAGCACCACCAGCUUAA